Messenger RNA from Notechis scutatus (mainland tiger snake), 3713 nucleotides. Lineage: Eukaryota; Metazoa; Chordata; Lepidosauria; Squamata; Elapidae. The record is from RefSeq and is a predicted model, not a curated record.
AUGGACCAGAAAAUCCUGCUUCUGGCAGCAGAGGGAAACUCAGAGCACCUCCAGUCAUGCCUGCAGAGCCUGGAUGAAAAAGAGUUGAAUGACCUCAUUACGAAACAUGCUUUGAGGAAGAAGGGGAUUGGUGCUGUUUUGAGAGGAAUGUUCAAAGGUUCCCCUUGCUCUCAACAGAAGGGUGUUUCCAGAAGACUAAAUAUUUACAAACACUGUAUCGAGUUAGUGGAGUCCGGUGACCUGCAAGUGGAAAUUGCAUCUGAGAUAAUAAGAUUGCUUAUGUUAGAGGCUCAUAAGCUACCGGGGCUUACUUUGGCUGACUUGGCUAUGUUGUUCAUUGAAGCCAUUAAAGGAGGCAGCCUAUUGAGUGGCAAGUCUUUGGAACUCUUUCCUACAAUUCUUACUGUGUUGGCUACAUCUAAAGAGACCCUUGAAUAUGGGACAGGUGAGCUGACUGGGGACGAAUAUAAGAAACAGCUGAUCAAUACCCUCUGUUCCAGCAGGUGGAGCCCUCAGUAUGUGAUCCAUAUAACUUCCAUGUUCAGGGAUGUUCCAUUGAGUAAAGAAGAAUUGCAAUUUGUGGUAGAAAAGAUCUUAAGAAUGUUCUCAAAGUUAGAUCUCCAGGAAAUCCCACCUUUAGUGUAUCAGCUGUUGCUACUUUCUUCAAAGGGUAGCAAGAAAAACAUUUUGGAAGGGAUUGUCAACUUUUUCAACCAGAUGGAUAAAAAGCAAAAAGAAGAGCAGAGAGAUUCAAAAUCCCUGGAACUUGAAGAAGCUACAGUGCCCUUAGAACAACUCCGCCACGUGGAAGGCACCAUCAUUCUGCAUGUUGUCCUAGCGAUAAAUCUGGACCAUGAUCUAGGAAAGGAGCUAAUAAAAUACUUAAAGACAGAGCAGCAAGGAGAUCCUAGCAAAGCCCUUUGCCCCUUCAGUGUGACCAUUCUGCUUUCAAUGGCCAGAAUACACCGAUUUAAAGAACAGAUAUUUGACUUUCUGAAAACGUCAGUUAUGAAAACUUUCAAGGACAAACAGUUUCUUCAGGGCUCCAGGUUUCUACAGGAUUUAGCUCCUCUGCAGUAUGAUGUAUCUGACAUGUUUUUGGAAGUUGUAGCAAACAGCGUGUUUGGUUGGGAUCAUGUGACUCAGGGUCUGGUAGAACUUGGGUUUAUCCUGAUGGACUCUUAUGGGCCAAAAAGGCCUUUUGGAGGUAAAGCCAUGGAAAGUAACCAUAUUCUGCCCAAAACUCCAGCCCAGCAAGUGUGUAAAUUGGGAGCUGAUAUCCUCUUGGAAACUUUCAAGGUCCAUGAACCAAUCAGAAGUGAAAUUCUAGAGCAAAUCCUGAACAGAGUGGUCACAAAUGCAGGCGUUCCCAUCACCCACUUCAUAGACUUAUUGUCCAGCAUAAUUCUAUCUGCUCCUCUUGUCCUCCAGAAUUCUUCCUCUAAUGUUACAGAAGCUUUUGAGCAUUUAUCUUUCCUCCCUCUUGACACAGUUCAAGGGUUUCUCAAGGCUGUACAGGUAAAUGUAAUGUUGCAACAGAUAAAACAAUAUUAUGAAGCUGAACCAGACCUGCUGCCCCCAUUGAAAUUAGAAAAAUGCAUCCUGGCUCAAAGAGAUCAAAUCUUCUUGCAGGAACCUUUGGCUCACCUCCUGUGCUGUAUUCAACAUUGUUUGGCCUGGUAUACGAAUGUUUUAACUGCGCACCAGCAAGCUGAAGAAGAUCAGGAGGACGAGGAGGAUAGAAGCUUUCAGCAAGAAUUGGAUAGGAUGUUGGAAUCCAUCACAAGACGAAUGAUCAAGAGCGAACUGGAAGAUUUUGAGCUGGAUAAAUCAGCAGACUUCUCUCAAUCAACCGGAGUGGGCUUAAAGAACAACAUCUAUGCCAUUUUAGUGAUGGGGAUCUGUGAGGUCUUGAUUGAAUACAACUUUAGUACAGGCAACUACAAUAAGAACAAGUUUGAAGAUGUUUUGAGCCUAUUCAAGUGCUACGCAAAACUUUGUGAAAUCCUGAAAGAGAAAGUGGGAAAGAACAAACUCUCGUCAACAAGCAAAAUUGCCCGAAGUUUCCUAUCGAUGGGCUUUGUGUGUACUUUACUUACAAGUCUCUUCAGGGACUGUGCCCAAAGCCAUGAGGAGAGCCUGGCUGUUCUCCGCUCCAGCACUGAAUUCAUGCGCUAUGCUGUCACUGUAGCAUUGCAGAAAGUGCAACAAUUGGAUGAGACAGGGCAGACAGAUGGGCCGGAGGGAGAGAACCCAGGGAAGAUGUUCCAGUAUCUUUGCAAAAUCACUCGAGUCCUCCUUUGGAGAUACACCUCAAUCCCAACAUCAGCAGAAGAAUUUGGGAAGAAGGAUAAAGGCAAAAGCAUCUCGCUGUUAUGCUUGGAAGGCCUACUGCGUAUUUUUAACACAGUGCCACAACUUUAUCCAACCAAAAUCUCACAAUUCCUCCAGGCUUUGGAUAUUGCAAAUGAAGACGAUGACGAAGCAGCAGCGGAGGUGAAUGUCACUGAGAAAGCUGCCUUCCAGAUUCGGCAGUUUCAGAGAUCACUAACAAACCUGCUCAGCAACAUAGAAGAAGAUUUCAACAGCAAGGAAGCUCUUCUGUUGAUCAACAUCCUUGUGAUGCUCUCCAAACUGUUGGACCCUUCCUCAUCCCAGUUUGUACAGCUGUUAUCAUGGACAGUGAAGCUUUGCAAGGAAACUAGCUUGGAAGAUGCUCCUUGCUGCAAAGGUUUACUCUCUCUGCUUUUCACACUGCAUGCUCUUGUUAAAAGCCCAGUCACCGUACUGCGUGAUCUUGCCCAAGACAUUCAUGCUCAGCUGGGAGACAUAGACCAGGAUGUUGAAAUGGAACAUCAAUGUCACUUUGCCAUUGUGAACUCAAAGACUGCAGCUCCUACAGCUUGUUUAAUGGUUUUGAGUCAAGCAGACAAGAUCCUUGAAGAGGUAGAUUGGCUGAUCAACAAGAUGAAAAAUUAUUUGGGAUCUGAGGCAGCAGAAAAUGCCUCUCAAGCCGUAAACCAAACUCAACCUCUAGAGAAGGCUGUUGUUCUACAGCUUGGGACUGCGCUGACCGCCUACCACGAGCUGGUCCAAACAGCCUUACCCACAGGGAGCUGUGUGGACACAUUGCUUAGGAGUCUCAGCAAGAUGUAUGCCAUUCUCACAACACUUGUAAAAUAUUAUCUCCAAGUGUGUCGAAACACAACUGGAGGGAUUCCAGGACGAUUUGAGAAACUGGUUAGACUGUCUGGUUCCCACAUGACUCCCCAGUGCUAUGCCUUCAUUACAUACGUACAGAAUGUCCAACGUGAAACCCUGACCUCUGCAAUCGAAAAAAAGAAAAAAGACAAAAAGGGAGAGGAAUCCGCUGUUAUGGCUAAAGUAUUGCGGGAGACUAAACCAAUUCCAAACUUGGUUUUCGCCAUAGAACAAUAUGAGAAUUUUCUGAUCCAUCUCUCGAAAAAGUCAAAGGUUAACCUAAUGCAAUACAUGAAACUAAGUGCUUCCCGGGACUUCCGAAUCAAUGUAUCUACCGUAGAAAAUGUCCUACAAGAACAGGAUGCGGAGGACGAGCCAGACCAAGAUGAGAGCAUUGCAUCUGCCCAGUCAAACACCAGCAGAGAACCCAAGAAAAAAAGACGAAAGAAAUGAGAGCUGCCCCUUUUCUUCUCAAAUGCCUGGCUUUGCACUGUUUUUAACAUCUACAAGGA